Messenger RNA from Drosophila mauritiana, 744 nucleotides. RefSeq names its product protein max (gene Max). Bases 148 to 633 code for a protein of 161 amino acids. Lineage: Eukaryota; Metazoa; Arthropoda; Insecta; Diptera; Drosophilidae. The transcript has 5 exons. Gene Ontology annotation, biological process: positive regulation of transcription by RNA polymerase II. Gene Ontology annotation, cellular component: RNA polymerase II transcription regulator complex. The record is from RefSeq and is a predicted model, not a curated record. Gene Ontology annotation, molecular function: protein dimerization activity; DNA-binding transcription factor activity.
CAAAACUUACAACGUGAGCAUACAACAACAAAGUUGCAUGUUUAUUUGGAAUAUUCACAAACAAACAUACAAUUUACCAGCUUACUGGAAUAAUCUUUGCAAAUAAUUCUUAAUUUGCGCGCAAUCCGUGUAACCAAGUGAAGCAUCAUGAGUAUGAGCGACGACGACCGCGACAUAGACAUCGAAAGUGACGAGGAUGGGGACUCGGACACUGGCUUGGGAUCCUCGCGACACACGAACACCGCCAAUUUCACCCAGGCCGAAAAGCGGGCGCACCACAACGCUUUGGAGCGAAGGCGGCGCGAUCACAUCAAGGAGAGCUUCACCAACCUGCGAGAGGCGGUGCCCACACUCAAGGGCGAAAAGGCGAGUCGAGCUCAAAUCCUGAAAAAGACCACCGAAUGCAUACAGACGAUGAGGCGGAAGAUCAGUGAAAACCAGAAAGACAUCGAAGAGAUCAGGAAACAAAACAACAUACUAGCUAAGCAGAUUCGAGCACUGGAGAGUCAAAAUGGGGAUCAGUUCACCGAAUAUCUAAGCGAUGAGGAAGUGGGCAGCGAAGAGGCCGACGACGAUGACCUCGACCAGGACUUCAGUAGAAGCAAUAAAAAGAUGAAGACCUUCCACGCAUAGCCGCUGCUCCAGCCCAAAGUGCUGCUUACAGGCGUGUUCCGGUUUUCAUUUUCACCGACAUUCUGAAUUCUUACAUACAUACGUGGAUAAAGUUGAACUUUGAGUUGUGUU